Molecule: messenger RNA, 768 nt
Organism: Lentinula edodes (shiitake mushroom)
Lineage: Eukaryota; Fungi; Basidiomycota; Agaricomycetes; Agaricales; Omphalotaceae
Exons: 4
Source: RefSeq, a predicted model, not a curated record
AAAGAAGUCAGCCGCUAUGCAGCUUUUACGAGCUUACAGAUGCGUAUCCUCAAUGCAAAUAUCCCGGAGGGACAACCUCGCCAAAAGGCCAACCAGUUGGCGCCUGUUAUUGCUGAGAAGUGGCGGGAGAUGACGGAGGAGGAGAGGGUUGCUGCUACAGAGGAUGAGGUGACGGCAAUGCAUGAGCGGAGGGUGAGCAAGGAGCUUGGGACCUGGCAUAACGCCGACGUUAGUGCCAACCACGACUCAACCAUGACAGUUAGUCGUAUCAAAGAGGAGUUGAUUCGCCUUCAUGCACGCACUGGUGACGAAGCUGUCCUUGUAGUUACCAGAGGAUCGCUAACGCGUUUUUGUGCUCCUGAAACCUAUUGCACUAGUGAAAAGUCUGAGAGUUUUCUCUCAACGGUGUUAAAAACGUCAAAUGAGGAUCUAGCAAUGCGCAUGGAUGCAUUCAUGAUCCUAGGAGUAGAAGGUGUUGCUCGUAACGGAGUUCAGGUACUUACGGAGAUGAAGUCCAAGGUUGCUGGGUUGAUUCUACAAAAACUAAAACAAUGUGCCGGGAAGUAUGAGGUCAAGAAGAUGUUCUACACUAAUUUCGAUGAACAUUUCACUGAAACCUACGGGAUUGUUGUCAAGAACUGGCCCUUGAAGGAUUUCAAGAACCCAAGCUCCAUUACUUCGAAGGCUGAGGUCAGUGUACUUUGGAACGCAUGGGAAACAGGCACUGCCCACUUCCAUAUGAUGACGCGGACUGAACAUGCAGCCUGG